UAUCUGCCAUUUUAUUUGCUGAAAACUGUGAAGUAACCCAUGACCAGUUAUGUGAAUUGCUGAAGUAUGCAGUUCUGGGCAAAUCCAGUGUUCCUAAACCCAGGUAUGAGAUGAACUUAAAUGGUUGGUGAGGAUAGACCCGAGGUUUCGAACUAGUGUCUAGAGGGUCCUAUAUUUCCUUAAUUGACAUUACUUGUUUGCCAUACAGAAUGUCCGAAUUUUUUUUUUUAAUGAAGGGGAGGGGCAGAGAGAGAGGGAGAGAGAGUCCCAAGUAGGCUCCAUACCCAGUACAGAGCUGGAUAUGGGGCUCAAUCUCACAACCCCAAGAUGAUGACCUGAGCCAAAAUCAGGACUUGGAUGCCUAACCGCCUGAGCCACCCAGGCACCCCUACAUUUUUUUCUUUACAGGAAUUGCCAGCAUUUAAUUUGAGAAUUCCUUUAUUAAAAUCCAGAUACUUGGGGAUCCCUGGGUGGCUCAGCAGUUUAGCGCCUGCCUUCGGCCCACAGCGUAAUCCUGAAGUCCUCUCUGUCUCUGUAUCUCUCAUGAAUAAAUAAAUAAAAUCUUAAAAAAAAAGAAACACCCUUUUUAAAAAAAAUCCAGAUACUUUAUCUCUUCUGGUUCACUUCCCUUAUUUACAUUAUCUGUCUGACUGCUUUUUGGAUUGCAACCCUCUUGGGAGCUUCCUGGGUGUAAAGUGAAACCCGCCCCACUUACUUGGAGGGCAGGGAGAGACUGAAGAAAGAGGCAGGCCACUCCAGGUUGCUGGUGCCAGCUUUUUCACCAAAACCACCUGAACAACGUAGUGGUUUUUGUACUGCAGGGAAUGAGCCAGCUACACUUUUACAGGUUCUAUUUGGAGUUUGGAUUUCUCCGAAAGGCAUUCAGACACCCAUCUCCAUUCUUUAUUGGACAUUUUCAUCCAUUUACCCUUGAGGGAUUCAAGUUGAAAUUCCGCUUGCCACCUCCAUCAUCUAAUUUUCUAGCUGAUAUCAUUGGACUGAAAAAGAAACAAGCAACACGGGAUCAAUCCAAAAUGGGGGAAGGGUCUUUACCUUCUACCAGUUCAAAAGUCAGAGUCAACCUGCAGAAUGACCCUAUUAUUCAAAAGUAUGGCUCUAAGAAAGUGUGCUUAACCAGAUGCCUUCUCACAAAGGAGGAAAUGAAAACAUUUCACUUUCCAUUACAAGGGUGUCCUGACUGUGCAAACUUUGUACCUACCAAAUGUAAUGGUUCUAUAACAGACAACAGUCCUCUCUUUGGACUUGACUGUGAAAUGUGUGUCACAUCCAAGGGGAGAGAGCUAACGCGCAUCUCACUGGUUGCUGAAGGAGGCAGCUGUGUUAUGGAUGAACUCGUUAAACCUGACAACAAGAUUCUGGAUUACCUUACCAGCUUUUCAGGAAUCACAAAGAAGAUUCUUAACCCAGUGACAACCAGACUCAAAGAUGUACAGAGACAGUUAAAAUCACUGCUUCCUCCUGACGCUGUGUUAGUGGGCCAUUCCUUAGACUUGGAUCUCAGAGCACUGAAAAUGAUACAUCCGUAUGUUAUUGAUACAUCAUUGCUUUAUGUCAGAGAGCAGGGCAGAAGAUUUAAGCUAAAGUUCUUAGCCAAAGCUAUUUUGGGGAAGGAUAUACAGUGUCCAAAUAGACUUGGUCAUGAUGCCACAGAAGAUGCUAGAACAACCCUUGAAUUGGCUCGGUAUUUCCUUAAGUAUGGCCCAAGGAAGAUUGCAGAACUAAAUCUGGAGGCACUAGCUAGUCACCAAGUAUUGCUAGCAACAGGCCAAGAGCUAAGAAAUACAGCAGAAGUAGUUCAGCAGCCAAACACAAGUGUUUUAGAAUGCUUGGACUUAAUGGGUCAGAAGCUCCUUUUCUUGACCCGGGAACCAGAAACUAGUGAACUUUCUUCUGCUAGAAACUGUGAAACUGUUAAGUGCCUUUCAAAUAAAGAGGUUCUUGAGCAGGCCAGAGUGGAAAUUCCCCUGUUUCCCUUCAGCAUCGUCCAGUUCUCUUUUGAACCCUUUUCACCCAGCCUCACUGAAGAGAUGAACAAGAGGAUGAGGAUGAAGUGGACAGAGAUGUCAACUGUUUAUGCUGGGCCAUUUAGCAAAAAUUGCAACCUCAGGGCUCUGAAGAGGCUUUUUAAGAGCUUUGGUCCAAUCCGGUCAAUGACUCUUGUUCUUGAAACCCAUCAGCCACAUCUCUGUAUACAAUAUGAAGUCCUGGAAGCUGCUCAGCUGGCCAUAGAAUCCUUGGAUGGCGUUCUGGUAGAAGGUGCCUGCAUCAAGGUGCAGAGACCUGUGACAGAGCUCACCCUUGACUGUAACACUCUUGUGAACGAGCUAGAACAAGAUUCUGAAAACCGAGGUACUAUAUACCUGUCUGGAGUGAGUGAAACCUUCAAAGAACAUCUCUUGCAGCAGUCCAACCUCUUCCUUGGCCUGGAAGCUGUGAUCUUGCCUAAAGAUCUUAAAAGCGGAAAGCAAAAAAGAUACUGUUUCCUGAAAUUCAAAAAUUUUGGCACUGCCAAGAGGGCCCUCAACAUUCUUAAAGGCAAGGACUGGAAGCUGAAAGGCCGGCACGCCCUAACCCCCAGGCAUCUCCAUGCUUGGCUCAGGGGCUUACCUCCUGAAUCAAGAAGGCCCCCGGGGAUUCGUGUCAUACCUCCCCCCUCUGAGCAGCAGGCCUUACAGGCUCUGAAGGUGGACCACCCAAAGAUAGCAGCCUGGCGCUGGGGCCGGAAGAUAGGAAAGCUCUACCACAGCCUGGGCCCAGGCACCCUCUGCCUCAUCCUGCUGCCAGGCACCAAGAGCACUCACGGAUCAUUCUCUGGCCUAGGAUUGAUGGGAAUAAAAGAUGAAGAGGAAAGCACCACCCCAAACGUGUGUUUGUGAGUCUGCCCAUCAUUUUCCAUGUGCCAUUUCUUAUCCCUUGUGGGCAAUGGCAGAGAAUGUGGUCAGGCUAAAGUUCAGUCCAUUUAUAUGGCAUGUACAAAUUUUCAAUAAAUGCCUAAAAUUCAAGCAUUCUUCAUCUUAA
Nyctereutes procyonoides (raccoon dog) is the source of this 3039-nucleotide messenger RNA. RefSeq names its product RNA exonuclease 5 (gene REXO5). The record is from RefSeq and is a predicted model, not a curated record. NCBI's taxonomy places the organism in Eukaryota, Metazoa, Chordata, Mammalia, Carnivora, Canidae. Gene Ontology annotation, molecular function: RNA binding; exonuclease activity. The transcript is spliced from 19 exons. Gene Ontology annotation, cellular component: nucleus. Bases 825 to 2897 code for a protein of 690 amino acids.